Messenger RNA from Phascolarctos cinereus (koala), 5071 nucleotides. It is a transcript of the gene SLC26A5, whose product is annotated as solute carrier family 26 member 5. The record is from RefSeq and is a predicted model, not a curated record. Gene Ontology annotation, biological process: sulfate transmembrane transport. Gene Ontology annotation, molecular function: secondary active sulfate transmembrane transporter activity. Gene Ontology annotation, cellular component: membrane. NCBI's taxonomy places the organism in Eukaryota, Metazoa, Chordata, Mammalia, Diprotodontia, Phascolarctidae.
CUGAGUUACACUGGAUUCCACCAUUGGGAAGUCUGUACUCUGGCUUCCAGUAUUUUUUCUUCUGAUUUGGUGACACUCAAGCUAAGCUUGUCUACAACUAACAAUGAAUAACUUCCAGGAUACUAUGGAUCACACACAAGAAAAUGAAAUUCUUGUAGCAACCCAAACAUAUUCUGUGGAGCGGCCCAUCUAUAGCUAUCCAGCCCUACAUGGGAAGCUACACAAAAAGGACAAGGUUCCUGACCCUAUCGGAGAUAAGAUAAAACGAGCUUUAAGCUGUACUCCUAAGAAAAUAAGGAAUAUUAUCUAUAUGUUCUUGCCCAUAUGUAAAUGGUUGCCAGCUUAUAAACCAAGGGAAUAUGUAUUUGGGGACUUUGUCUCAGGUAUAAGUACAGGGGUGUUACACCUUCCUCAAGGUUUAGCUUUUGCAAUGUUGGCAGCUGUACCUCCAAUAUUUGGCCUGUAUUCUUCAUUUUAUCCUGUUAUCCUAUAUUGUUUUUUUGGAACUUCCAGGCACGUCUCCAUAGGGCCCUUUGCUGUGAUUAGCCUGAUGAUUGGUGGAGUAGCUGUCCGAUUAGUUCCUGAUGACAUGUACGUAGGUGGAGGAGGUGCUAAUUCAACCAAUGGUACAGAAGAAAGAGAUGCUAUGAGAGUAAAAGUUGCCAUGUCAGUGACUUUGCUUUCAGGAAUCAUUCAGUUUUGCUUGGGUGUCCUGCGGUUUGGAUUUGUGGCCAUAUACCUAACUGAGCCCUUAGUCCGUGGUUUCACGACUGCAGCAGCUGUACACGUCUUCACUUCCAUGCUAAAAUAUCUGUUUGGAGUGAAGACAAAGCGACACAGUGGACCCUUUUCAGUUGUCUAUAGUACUCUUGCUGUGAUAGCAAAUGUCAAAAAACUCAACAUAUGUUCCCUCGUCGUUGGGUUGAUGUGUUUUGCUUUGCUUCUGGGCGGCAAGGAGUUUAAUGAAAGAUUUAAAAACAAAUUGCCAGCACCUAUUCCUCUAGAGAUUGUCGCAGUGAUAAUAGGAACUGGCAUUUCAGCAGGAUUUAAUUUAGAAGAAUCAUACAAAGUGGAUGUUGUUGGAUCACUCCCACUGGGGUUAUUAGCUCCAGCUACUCCAGAUUCCAGCCUCUUCCAUCUUGUCUAUGUUGAUGCUAUUGCCAUUGCAAUUGUUGGAUUUUCAGUGACCAUCUCAAUGGCCAAAAUCUUCGCAGUUAAACACGGCUACCAGGUUGAUGGGAAUCAGGAACUCAUCGCCCUUGGCAUAUGUAAUACCAUUGGAUCACUUUUCCAGACUUUCUCCAUUUCAUGUUCCUUGUCUCGGAGUCUUGUUCAAGAGAGUACUGGAGGAAACACACAGCUUGCAGGUUGCUUAGCCUCUUUAUUGAUUCUAUUGGUUAUAUUGGCCAUUGGCUUUCUCUUCGAAUCAUUGCCCCAGGCGGUGCUGUCGGCCAUUGUGAUUGUGAACUUGAAAGGAAUGUUUAUGCAGUUCUCAGAUCUCCCCUUUUUCUGGAGGACCAGCAAAAUAGAACUGACUAUUUGGCUUACCACUUUUGUUUCCUCCCUGUUCCUUGGAUUAGACUAUGGUCUAAUAACUGCAGUGAUAAUCGCUCUGAUGACUGUUAUUUACAGAACACAAAGUCCAACCUAUACAGUUCUUGGUCAGCUUCCCAACACGGAUGUAUAUAUUGAUAUAGAUGCAUAUGAAGAGGUGAGAGAGCAUGCUGGGAUAAAAAUAUUCCAAAUAAAUGCCCCAAUUUAUUAUGCCAAUAGUGACUUAUAUAGUAAUGCACUAAGCAGAAAGACGGGAGUUAACCCAGCACUCAUAAUGGCAGCAAGGAGAAAAGUCCUGAAGAAGCAUGCCAAGGAAUUAGGGACCAAAGGCAAACCCCAAUCUUCGGUUGUUAAAGUUGAUGAGGAUGCUGAAGCAGGUGGGGAAGAAGAUGCAAAACAAGAAGAACAGAUAGAGGAAAAUGCAAAACCGAUGACAAUUGAUUCACUGGUCCAAAAAACAUUUCCAGAAGAACUGGAAAGAUUUUUGCCCCCAGGGCCAAACGUUCACACUAUGAUUUUGGAUUUCUCACAAGUCAAUUUUAUUGAUUCAGUUGGAGUAAAAACUGUAUCAGGGAUCCUAAAAGAAUAUGGAGAUGUUGGUAUUUAUGUAUAUUUAGCUGCAUGCAGUGCCCAAGUUGUAAAUGACCUCACCCGAAACAGGUUUUUUGAGAAUCCUUGUGUAAAGGAGCUACUAUUCCACAGCAUUCAUGAUGCUGUUUUAGGCGCUAAAGUUCGAGAAGCCCUUGCACAGCAAGAAGCCUUAGCCCCACCUCCAGAGGAGGACUCGGAGCCGAUCACUGACCCGGAGACAUAGAAAAGGCAUUAAACAGCCUCCUGUAAAACUAGGUAGACGUUUUGAACAGCAGACAUUAAGGAUUUUCACUUUCGUAGGUAAAUUCUAUUAGUUGAGAACUGCUUGAUUUGGAGGGUGAAUGAAGCAUCUCAAGAUGUGUCACUUGUAUUUUUUCUGUCCAAUUAUUUCUCGAAAAAAUUAUUCAACCUCUUCUGCUUUGUGCAUAGAAUUUACAUCUACUUCUGUAUACAGUUAGUAUAUACAAUGUUCCUUUCUAAUGAGGAUGAGCCCCUGCCAGGUGAGUGGAGGUGUGUUGGUUGAUUUCUCAAUCUGAUCAGAUAGCCUUUAAUAGACAUGACUGAAGGGUAGAGAAAAGUACACUUUUCUAUUCCAGUACUUUUUUUUAAACAAAAGUAGAACACAAUAAAGUAUAAAUAUUAAAGAGUGAAGUAGGUAGGUACAAUUUGGUACCUUUCUCAGCAAUGUAGGUAAUCAGUCACAGGUUAAUUUAACCCUGGUUUAGUCCUCAGGUUUAAACACUUCUUUCAACUUGUCCUGAAUCUUUAUACUCAAAGCAGAAAUCCCUUUCUGAUGUAGCUAGGCUACUUCAGGUCACUUUGACGUCAAAAGCUCUUACUGUUGCACUUAUUACUGUGAUGAGACCUGCUUGCUUGUUGGCAUCUAAUCAGGUAAAAGGCCUUCAAGCAAAAGAAGCACAUUUCCUGGCAACAGUGAGUUUUCCUUUUCUAAUUCCCUGGUGUCUUCCUUUCUCAGCCAGCCUAAUAAGAAAUGCCAGAGGAAGAGAUGUCUGUCCUUUGGUUCCUACCUUGCCUUCUUCUCCAGAUUAGUACAUAGCAAUGUGACAUUGCUGAUCUGAAUGAAAUCUUAAAUCUUCUUCCCUUAUUUCAAAUCAAAAUAUUUCUCAGUCACUUUGCUAUUGCUACUUCCACAUGCCCUAAUCAACUUUCCCUUGGUCUCUAUGUUGUCCUCUCCUUAAUAACCAUCAUACACACAUCUGCUUUCUGAUACAGACUGCCUUCUGAAAGAGCAUGUAGUUACAAAAUUUGUUUAUUCUAGAAACUGUUUUCUAAAAGGUCUGUCAUCUUUUUCAGUAUCAGUGAUUUAAACAGAACUUAAUAAGGAUUUUAAACAGAUAUAAUGUGGUUUGGACCACAUAUGCUUCAGCACCAAAAAAGGUCUUAAAGCAGUACCUUGCACAUUAUAGGUGCUAAAUAUUUGUUGAUUGGUUAACUAAUUCUCUAUCUUACAAUAUUUUAACCUUUUCUGCAUUUUUUAUUUCUGUAUCAUAUUAUUUCUAUUCUUUGUUUUUAACAGAAUUUUGACAUGUAUAUAAAAACUGUUGGAGAACGUCCUGUGUGAAGGGAGGGGAAUGUAUUUUACUAAAAUCAGUUAUUUUUGUUUCUUCGAAUCUGUUAACACUCAAAAAUCAAGGUCCCUUUUGGGUAAAACAUUUAUGCAGGAUAGUGAGAUGUAUUAAAAUUACUUAUUUUUACAGCAAAUGGGAUGUAUUAAAAUUACCUAUUUUUACAAGUAGGAUUUAGGGAUUUUACUAUAGAGGGGCUUUAUUUUCUUUAUUGCUUUGAUACCCCAAGACAUUCAAGUUACUACUUCUAUGGCUUUCCAUACUUCAUAUCAUUCUGCCGUCAGAUUUAGAAAGUCAUAGAUGAUUUUUAGGUUAAUAUUACCCAAUUUCUGUUCCAAGCAAUUUAUUAAUGGGUCUGGGGCCUCUCUCCUGCCAUUGUAAUCUUUUGUUAUGAUCUGGAGGAUUCUUGUAGUAAGGAUAGACCUGUGAAAAAGAGUAGUGGUUCAAUACAGCCUGCCCAAGUCCUACUCCAAGUGAAGUUACCAUUGCUGAUCUAUACAGAAGUAUGAGUAUGAUGUCAGUGUAUGAAUACAUGUUUGAUUUUCAGCAAAGGGGUCAGGGAAUUCUCAGUACCAGGCAGAGGCUACCUCUAGAGUAUUGCAAGUGGGAGUGUUACUAUCAGUAAUUAGCAAUUCACAUUUACAUUGUGCUUUACAAUUUACAAAGUGUUUUCUUUCUAACUCGAUGAGGUAGGUAGGGUAUUGUCCCCACGUUAGGGAUAAGGAAACUGAACCCAAGAGGUUUGUUGAAGCACUAGUAUCAUGGAAAUGGCAUUCAGCUUGGAAAUACGAUCUAGGUGGGCUCAAACUGCAGCUCUGACACUAGCUGUGAUCGUGGGCAAGUCACUUAAGAUCUCUUGAAAUUGUUUCCUCAACUGAAAAAAAAGCGUGUAAGAACUGUAGCACUUCCUUUACUAAGUCGUUGUUUGGAUAAAAUGAGAUAGCAUAGGCAAAACACUCUGCAAAUGGUAAAGUGCCACAUAAAUGUCAGCUAUUCAAAUGAUGUGCUCACCACACAGCCUAGUCCAUGGUGGAACACAUCUUCAUAUCAGUUUAAUGCUCUCCAUACCAUCGAUGUUGCUUCUCAGAGCUCAAGUACACAAGGAUGAAUAUGAUUCCUCUCUAGGUGCUCCUAUAUGCUGCUUAUUCCUGCAGGCUUUAUUCUAAAUACCAUAUUCCGUAUACCUCCUUAUUCAUAUAGCUGCCUCUAUAGAAAUGAGGAAAAGUGUCUGUUUCUGUGUAAUAACUGACAUUUUUGGUGUGGGGAGUAUAUUGUCUCCUCAGGUAUGUGUGUCUAAGAACAGGUAGGGUAGGAAGACCAAAAUAAGGCAAUAAAUUAAA